AUGAGUACCACUGCUACGGAGGCGUCUCUUCUGGAGAUUGUUCCUCCAAGUGCGUGUCCGGAUAAGCCGAAGAAAAAAUUUCAAGUUGUACCGGUGCCAGGAGAGUUCACGCGUGGAAGAUGGAAAGUGAUUGAUACGAGAUUCGGAUCAGCUAUGGGAGAAUUCGGAAACUAUCCUCCGGAUGACGAGUACGGAAUGAUCGUCACCACAAAAAACAACGUGAUCACCGUCCGUCAGAGGUUCCCACGUCCACCCACGGUUGCUGCUCCAGAAGCUGCGACAGGAGGAGCUGACAGCAUCAAGGUGCUCCAUAAAAGUCAACCACGCCUCGAUCAAGUUCCAGUCACCAAUCAAAUCAAGAUUCUCAUCAUGGAUCCAGAAACGGCAGCGGUUACUGCUGAAACGCUUGUCAGCGCUCCAGUGGGCAGUGACAUGAUCGCACCAGUUGAGGAUAUGACUACUUCACAGAAUUCAGCUGCUGCAAUGGUAGGAGCUGAUGGUUCAAAAGUUGAAGACUCUGCCAAAUUGGCAACAGCAACCAGCAACACUGUCGUCGCAAUUGAUAACAAGAUUGUCCAAGCCAUGGAUCUUGUCAAGACCCAUCUCACAUUCGCUGUCAGAGAAGAAGUAGAAACUUUGAGAACCACUAUCACCGAUUUGGAAGCUAGACUCAACGCACUCCGUGAGGAAAACCGUCUGCUGCGUGAGAACGUUGCUCCAGAUGUGUUGGCUUUCAUCACGGCAAACAAGCAAAUUGUUGAAUAA
Messenger RNA from Caenorhabditis remanei, 765 nucleotides. RefSeq lists its product as uncharacterized. The record is from RefSeq and is a predicted model, not a curated record. NCBI's taxonomy places the organism in Eukaryota, Metazoa, Nematoda, Chromadorea, Rhabditida, Rhabditidae. Bases 1 to 765 code for a protein of 254 amino acids. The transcript has 5 exons. Gene Ontology annotation, biological process: regulation of transcription by RNA polymerase II.